Messenger RNA from Closterium sp. NIES-67, 903 nucleotides. NCBI's taxonomy places the organism in Eukaryota, Viridiplantae, Streptophyta, Zygnematophyceae, Desmidiales, Closteriaceae. The record is from the annotation of a GenBank genome assembly.
AUACGCCGAUUUGGACGGCGUACAAAACUGUUGUUCUUUUCCGGACGAGCCUGUACCGAAGUGCCUGGACUGACGUUCCGAACAUGCCGGCGCACUGAGACACUUCAAUCCAUCACAAACCUUGAAUCUGCCGUUGGCUCAAAACAAGGACCUAUACUAAUGUCCUGUCUGAAGCCUACUAUGGUGCUCUCAUUCUAGUUCUCUCGAGCUUCGUGUCUGCAGUGUGCGGAAUUCGCGCUGGUUUCUGCUCUAGCAGCACCUAAAACAAUGGCAACAAACGCGCAGGAUUCCGCGCGCACAAUAGACGCUGAGUCGUCUCAUAACACGGAUGACGAACCUGCUGAUUCGCUCGGCAGCCGCAAUGCGAAAAUGGUGGCGGAGGGUGCCGUGCUUCUCCGGGAGCUGCAAGCUGUGCUGCAAUCCGACCCUCAUAUCGAUGAAUACGCCAUCCUGCCCGCCCUACCACGGACCUCCAACAGUGAGGAGAUGACUUUUGAGUCGACUCAAAAGACACAGACCUCCCCCUCGUCCUCCCCCUCCCCCUCCUCUCCCUCCUCCUCCUCCUCCUCCUCCUUCUACCUCAACGGCCACAAGCUCGCCAUUGCCAUGCCAGCUGAGGCAUCGGCUUUUCCCCUCCUACCCCCACUCUCCUUCUCCAUACCCGUCUGAUCGACCCUUAGCCCACCCAUGGCCCACACACCCAUCCAAUCCAACCCUCUCCUCCACACUCUCACACACCACCUGCAGCAUCCCCACUCCUCCUCCUCACUCUCUCACACACCCUCCCCCCGAGCCUGCGGGAGCAUUUCCCAAGCCUGAGGACGAGGCUCGGCUGCAGGCUGAGCUGGCGCUGACAGGUGUCGUGCUGUCCUUCUUUGGGAAGAGCACCGAUGCUUGGGCUCA